Molecule: messenger RNA, 1755 nt
Organism: Perca flavescens (yellow perch)
Lineage: Eukaryota; Metazoa; Chordata; Actinopteri; Perciformes; Percidae
Exons: 4
Coding region: 102-1553 (483 amino acids)
Cellular component (GO): cytoplasm
Molecular function (GO): NAD+ poly-ADP-ribosyltransferase activity
Source: RefSeq, a predicted model, not a curated record
GUAAAGAGAAAGUAAAAGUUACUGAGCUGACAAAGAAAGCGACAUCUUACUGACGAACUGCAGAUCUUUGCCGGACUUGAACAACACCCUCCUAAAUCAGGAUGUCAGUGCAGUUCUCUGGCUGGGAGGUGGUCGACGAUGGUGCUUCUUUCCCUGGCGUGGAGCUGCAGCCGUCCCAGAAACCCCAAAACCGGGGCGUCUACACUAUGUACCACGGGACCAGCGUUGCCAGCGCACGGAUCAUCAUUACCAAUGGCUUUAAACAGUCAUCAAAGGGCAUGCUGGGAAGGGGAGUGUAUGUCAGUCGUGAUAUAAAAAAGGCGUCACAUUAUCCAUUAAACAGUAACAUAACAGACCGCGUGGUCUUCAAGUUACACGUGCGUGUCGGCCGUGUAAAGCGCAUUGACAAGGACAACCAUCCCAUGCAGUUCACCUGGAACACGCACGGCUACGACACUGCCUGGGUGCCCCCCAAAUGUGGCCUCAAAGCUGUGCGCAGUGGCCUGGAGGAGGAUUGUGUGUUCGAUCCUAAAAGAGUGAAGGUGGUAGGCAUAGCAAAGGCACCAAACACCACUAUACAGAAGGAACUUCAACAGCUUCUAUCAAAAACAUCCAGCAGACCUGGAUCAGGAGGUGACGCUGCUGCAGAUGUUUGUUCACUGUGUAAGAGGAAGACCCAGAAGGGGGCUCCACACAUCAAACAAAAGUGCUGGGAGUGUGGGCAAAACAUCUGCGUUCUCAUGUCCAAGCAUUUCUGUCCACGAAAGUUGAAAAUCUACGGUAGGCCGACUGAACAGAAAGUGAAAGUUAUUGAGAUUAGAGAACGAAAACGACUCCAUACCGACGAGCUGCUGUUCCUGAACAGGAUCCCUUUUAAAAACAAGAUGCCGCUGCCUUUCUUUGGCUGGGAGGUGACCUAUGAUGAUGACUCUCCUCGUAUGGAGCUGGAGGCGUCUCAGACGCCCAAAGACAGCGGUGUCUACACCAUGUUUCAUGGCACCAGCGUUGCCAACGCACGGCUCAUCAUUGCCAAUGGCUUUCAGCAGUCACCAGGUGGCAUGCUGGGUAAGGGCGUGUAUGUCACCCGUGAUAAGAAAAAGGCGGAGCGUUAUCCAUUGAAAAAUGACCCUUCGACCCGCGUGGUCCUUGAGUUACGGGUGCGCGUGGGCCGUGUCAAGCGCAUUGACAUUGACAACCAUCCUAUGCAGUACACCUGGAGCACGCAGGGAUACGAUACUGCCUGGGUGCCCCCCAAUUGUGGCAUGAAAGCCGUGCCCAGCGGCCUAGAGGAAGAUUGUGUGUUUGAUCCCAAAAGAGUGAAAGUAACAAGCAUUGCAAAGGCUCCAGACACCGUACUGUCAGAGCUCCAGCAGCUUCUAGCUAACAAUCUAAGGAAUCCUGGCGAUGCAGGAGAUGGCGGUGCUGUGGAUGUGUGUUCACUGUGUAAAAGAAAGACCCAGCAGGCCUCUCCACACAUCAAGCAACCGUGUUGGGGCUGUGGGCAAAACAUCUGCACUCUCAUGACCAAGCAUGUCUGCCGAGCUAGCUUCUGAGAGAGUGUAAGGGCCUGAAAAACGGUGCUGUUGUGAAAAGGAUGCAACGAGGAUCCACAUCUGUAUGGCCUUCUGAUGGGGUGGAGGGAAAACUAAAGCUAAAGUUUUCUAAAGAGUAAACAAAAUCAUGAGCUGCAAAGAAUAAUCGAUUAGUUGUCAACUUUAAAAUGAAUCGGCAACUAUUUUAUCAAACGAUUAAUCG